AUGAAGCUCCAUCAACCGUCAUUCCGGCGCCUCUUGUCGCGCCCGUCAGCCAUUUGCAACGCUGCUCUUCCGAGAGCCAAUUGGUCCGCCACUGUCCGCGGUACUGGCCUGACCUCUGCUCGCUUAUUCUCGAAUCAUCCGCGAAGACAAUAUGCCUCUGUCUCUGCUGCUGAUCUACAAUUCGGACAACCAGUCUACGAGACUCACCCCCACGUUUUGAAACCUGGCGAAUUAACGCCCGGAAUCACUGCCCAGGAGUAUGCUGACCGCCGCGCCGCCCUCGUCGACCUCCUUCCCCAGGGAGCUGUUGUAGUCCUUCACGCUGCAUCGCUCCAAUACAAAUCUGGUGCUGUCUUUUACCCUUAUAGACAGGAGUCCAACUUCUUCUGGCUGACGGGAUGGGAGGAGCCUGAGGCGGUGGCUGUCAUUGAAAAGACGGGCUCGACGACGGGCGACUAUACUUUUCGACUCUUCGUUCAGCCUAAGAAUUCGAGAGAUGAGCAGUGGUCCGGCUACCGCAAUGGCGUGCAAGCCGCCGAAGACAUCUUCAACGCCGAUGAGGCCUACUCAAUAGACGGCAUGGGGUCCUUGCUGCCAGAUAUCCUCAACGGUGCAACCUCCAUCUAUGCCGACGCACAGCCUACAGAAAAGCCUAGCAAGAGCUCUAUCCUAGAAAUGUUCUCAGGCAAGACCUCAUGGCCCUCGCGAACACCACUCUAUCCUAUUAUGAACAGAUUGCGCGUUAUCAAGAGCCCUGCAGAGGUAGCCAACAUGCGGCGGGCGGGGCAAAUCUCCGGGCGCGCCAUCACUGAUGCCAUGCGACGACCUUGGACUCGGGAGAAGGAUCUGCACGCCUUUUUGGACUACCAAUUUACCAUCAACGGUUGCGAAGGCUCUGCGUACAUUCCCGUAAUCGCAGGCGGUGAAAGAGCUAACUGCAUUCACUACACAAUCAACAACAACGUCUUCCGUGACGGCGAGCUCAUCCUCGUAGACGCCGGUGGCCAGUAUGGCACAUACAUUACCGACAUUUCUCGAACGUGGCCGGCCACAGGCAGAUUCACUGCUGCACAGCGCGAUUUGUACGAAGCUGUCCUCACUGUACAGCGCAACAGCGUUGACCUUUGCCGACAAAACGCGCGCAUGUCGCUUGAGGACAUCCACGGCUUGACAGUACGCGGACUGAUCGACUCUCUGCGUUCGAUAGGCUUUGACGUGUCAAAUUCCAAUAUCGACCAGCUAUUUCCUCAUCACGUCGGGCACUACAUUGGUCUCGAUGUACAUGACUGCCCAGGCUAUCCGCGACGAGAGAUUCUCCGCCGCGGCCAUUGCGUCACUAUCGAGCCUGGUGUCUACGUGCCCGAUGACGAGCGCUGGCCCGCUCAUUUCCGCGGCAUGGGUGUCCGCAUUGAGGACAGCAUUUGCGUUGACGAGACUGAGCCGUACAUCCUCACCACCGAGGCUGUCAAGGAGGUUGCCGACAUCGAGGCUCUACGUGCAUAG
Molecule: messenger RNA, 1503 nt
Organism: Beauveria bassiana ARSEF 2860
Lineage: Eukaryota; Fungi; Ascomycota; Sordariomycetes; Hypocreales; Cordycipitaceae
Product: metallopeptidase family M24
Exons: 2
Coding region: 1-1503 (500 amino acids)
Cellular component (GO): mitochondrion
Molecular function (GO): manganese ion binding; metalloaminopeptidase activity
Source: RefSeq, a predicted model, not a curated record